Molecule: messenger RNA, 2575 nt
Organism: Schistosoma intercalatum
Lineage: Eukaryota; Metazoa; Platyhelminthes; Trematoda; Strigeidida; Schistosomatidae
Source: the annotation of a GenBank genome assembly
CUAAAACUCUCCACAAAACCCAUUCUGACAAAAACAUUAGUACAAUUAACAAUGUGAUGAUCAAUAAUGGGAUACAUAGAGCAUAUGCUUUAUGACUAGUUAGUGGUUUUCCAAAAGUAUAAACAGAAUGCGAGCGUAUAAAAUCUACUUCCUGGUGAAAUCCUCUACAGUGAAAUCCAAUCUAAUAGUCUUAUAAAUCAUUGCGAAAUUUCGUAAAAAUAUGAUAAAUCGACCUUGUGUUAUCCCAAAAUAAUGAGGAUUAAGUGUCAGAUUUUUCUCAGUCAGCACGGUCACAUGCGUACCUAAUGGUGUACGAGCUAAAACUCAGUACCUCAAUAUAAAGCUUUCCGUUUCAUGAAAUGUCAAUUAGCUUCAGCAUGAUGUUAUCAAUCCCCUUUUUUCUAUUGUCCCUCUUCUGAAAGCACACGAACGGUUAUCCAUAAGUCAGUGACUAAAAACAGCAUUUAGCUAUUACAAACUUUAUAAAUGGGCACAAAUUCAUUCGAUGUAAGCUAAUUGCAAUAUCAGUUGUUUUAAAAAGCCUUGUGAUCGUUGCAAAUUCUGGUGUAUGACUCUUCGUUAUGAGCAAAUAUUUAGAAUAACAGGUGGUCAUUAUUUCGCAGUUACACAUAACUAGCAGUGUCACAUACUACAGUCCCGUUAAUCACAUGCCGACCAACAUCCUAUUUUUCAUGCAUUCAUCUUCAGAACAUAUUUAACUGACAAGAAUUUAACCCUUAAGUUCACCACCAACUCAACGUUGAAAAAUUAAAUGUUUAGAAAAUAACGCAGAUCUGAAUAAGGUAAGCACGAUCACAACUUUAAGCAUAGUACAAGUGACCUAAUCUUUAAAAUUCAAUUCGUGUGCAUUUAAGUACUUAGAACAGUACUAUAUGUUCAUGACCAGUAACUGCUCUGUUAUUCUAAUAUCUAUAUCAUUUAAGUCUGGUCCUGUUCAUGAGGUCAUUCGUAAGAACAGUUAAUGGUAAAUCUCUCUGCAGCCAAAAUUAUUUGGCACCCAAUACAACAAGUACGAAGCAGGCAAUCGUUAGUAAUGAUGACCAAUAUGAACAUCUCACAACCACACGCUUACAUAGGAUUGCCAUAAAAACACUUAUUCCAUUCACUUGCCCACCAGUCCCAGGAAGAAAAGGUAAAAGUGGGUUUAUAGAUUCUGUUUGGGACACGUCAACCCAAAAGAUAUUUCAAACUACAUUAGUAAAAGAAGUGGUAGGGUGCAAGAUAAAAAAUCUAAAGACUUGAUAAAUUUAAGGUCUUUGCACCAUACUUCAUUUAAACUGCUAAACACGUCAUUAUAGUUCUACAUCGUGAAAUGUACUUAUGUAUUUGUAUUAGCCCUUCUAUUAAUUGAAGUUUCUAGGGAUUUGUUAUCCCAGUAUUUCGUCGCUAAGCAUAUACAAUAAAAAUGGUCUUAAACAACUAGAUCAGAAUUCGUUUGUUAAUUGUAUGUGUCUGUUGGAGUUUAAGUAGGUCUUAAUCUGUAGAUAUUUGUUUCAGACCACCAGUAUAUCUUCAAUAUCAAUCCUCAUUUUAGUGACGAAUCUCUUUUGAAUGUAUGGUUCUGAAAAACUUUUGUCUUGUGGGUUGUACAGACCCAUGUAAUGAAGUUGUUCGAGUAAAGGAUGCAUCAGGACACUGGAAAACGUUUUACGUGCGCGAUAAGUUAGAUACUGGUGGAUUUAGCCAAAUAGAUCUCGUUUUUGACAAAGUGUCUAAAAGAUCAUUCGCUUUAAAACGUAUCCUAUGCCAUUCAAAGGAUGAUGAAAGUAAGGCUUUAAAAGAAGCUAAUUUCCAAUUGAAUCUCCCUGAUCAUCCCAACUUGCUUUCCUGUAUCGCGAGUGGCCUACAACAUGUCUCUAGACGUAAACAAGGAGCUAUUUCAGAAGUUCUUUUGGUGUUAUCUUAUAGCAAGCGAGGUACGUUGCAACGUGAAAUUGACCAUAGAUCUGCACGUAACGUUAUGUUCCCCCUGUACCUUAUAAAGACCAUGAUGAUUGGUAUUUGCGAUGGCCUUAUUGCUCUUCUUUCUUUUGAUAUUCCAAUGUCUCAUCGAGAUAUAAAGCCUGGGAAUGUUCUUUUGUUUGAAGAAAUGAGACCAGUUUUAAUGGAUUUUGGCUCUGCCACUCCCUCCAUUCUUCCUAUUGAGAGCAUUAGAGAUGCCGAAAAAUGGAAGGAGUUUGCUGAGGAAAACUGUUCACUAACUUAUCGGGCUCCAGAGUUGUUUAAUCCAAUAACUUACGAAACCAUAACCGAGAAAGCUGAUGUUUGGUCCCUAGGAUGUCUCUUUUAUGCUCUGAUUUUUUUCAAAUCCCCAAUGGAUUUCGUUCAUGCGCGGGGUGAUAGUGUUGCUCUUGCUGCUUGUUCAGCUAAUAUAUAUUUCCCAAUAGAUUCGUGUUCAAAAGUUCCACCAGAAUUGAUAAAGUUAAUGAAAGCAAUGCUGUCCGCUAAUCCUCAAGAUCGUCCCUCACUUACUCAAAUUGUGGAGUCCUUCAAAAACCUACAUGAAGAAAUCAUGUAUUGUAACAAUCAAAGUGCAAUAACUUAUUCUUUGUAA